Messenger RNA from Durio zibethinus, 2124 nucleotides. RefSeq lists its product as uncharacterized. The record is from RefSeq and is a predicted model, not a curated record. NCBI's taxonomy places the organism in Eukaryota, Viridiplantae, Streptophyta, Magnoliopsida, Malvales, Malvaceae. Gene Ontology annotation, molecular function: ATP hydrolysis activity; ATP binding; ATP-dependent activity, acting on DNA.
AACAAAGCGUCACGCCGUCCCCCUUCUUCAUCAGUCCCCGCUCCAUUUCAAUUUUCACACAAAACCCUAAAUCCUGCUCCUUGCAAUGGCGGAGCUAAAACUCUCUGAGAGCCGAGACCUGACUCGAAUUGAACGAAUAGGGGCCCACUCCCAUAUCCGGGGCCUAGGCCUUGACUCCUCCCUGGAGCCUCGCGAAGUCUCGGAAGGGAUGGUGGGCCAAACCCAAGCACGAAAAGCCGCCGGUGUCAUUCUCCAAAUGAUCAAAGACGGAAAAAUCGCGGGCCGUGCAAUCUUAUUAGCGGGCCAACCUGGAACUGGCAAAACCGCCAUCGCCAUGGGCAUGGCAAAGUCCUUAGGCCUUGAAACCCCUUUUGCUAUGCUCUCCGGCAGCGAAAUCUUCUCCCUCGAAAUGUCGAAAACUGAAGCGUUAAUGCAGGCGUUUCGAAAGUCCAUCGGAGUAAGAAUCAAGGAAGAAACCGAAGUAAUUGAAGGCGAAGUCGUUGAAAUCCAAAUCGACCGCCCGGCUGUUUCUGGGGCGGCUUCGAAAACAGGAAAAUUGACUCUUAAAACGACAGAUAUGGAAACCGUUUAUGACUUAGGAGCGAAGAUGAUUGAGGCAUUAGGGAAAGAGAAAGUGCAGAGUGGGGAUGUUAUAGCUAUUGAUAAAGCUUCUGGGAAAAUAACAAAGCUUGGGAGGUCGUUUUCGAGGUCGAGGGAUUACGAUGCAAUGGGACCCCAAACUAAGUUCGUGCAAUGUCCGGAUGGAGAGUUGCAGAAGAGGAAAGAAGUUGUUCAUUGUGUUACACUUCAUGAGAUUGAUGUCAUUAAUAGCAGAACACAGGGAUUUCUUGCUCUUUUCACAGGUGAUACUGGUGAAAUCCGUGCUGAGGUAAGAGAACAGAUUGAUACAAAGGUGGCAGAGUGGAGGGAAGAAGGAAAGGCAGAAAUUGUGCCUGGUGUUCUCUUUAUUGAUGAGGUGCACAUGCUUGAUAUCGAGUGCUUUUCCUUCCUGAAUCGUGCCCUUGAGAAUGAGAUGGCCCCAAUCUUGGUUGUUGCUACCAACAGAGGAAUUACUACGAUUCGAGGCACAAAUUACAAAUCCCCACAUGGAAUUCCAAUUGAUCUUCUUGAUCGACUACUAAUCAUCACUACUCAACCUUAUUCUGCGGAUGAAAUUCGCAAGAUUCUAGAUAUCAGGUGCCAAGAGGAAGAUGUAGAGAUGUCUGAAGAUGCAAAACAACUGUUGACAAAAAUUGGGCAUGAGACAUCCUUGAGAUAUGCAAUCCAUCUGAUCACUGCCUCUGCAUUGAAUUGUCAGAAGCGGAAGGGAAAGGUCGUGGAAGUACAGGAUAUCACUCGUGUUUACAGUCUGUUUCUAGAUGUGAGGAGAUCGACACAGUACUUGAUGGAGUACCAAAAAGAAUACAUGUUCAAUGAAGCAGCAAUGGAUGAUGGUGGGGAAGAUGAUGCUGCUGCCAUGCACGAUUGAUAGUUCCUUUAAGUUGAGUUGAAGAUUUUGUUAUAUCAUGUUUCCUUGUUAACGGUCUUCAAACAUUGCGGUACUGCAAUUGUUCUCUGUCUGACAUUAUUUUGGUAGUUUUCAUCGCAAUGGUGAAUUUGUAUUGUAAUUUAUAUGCAAUACCAACUCAUAUUUUCAUGCUAGAAACAAGGCACACCGUUCAUGCAUAAUGUGAUCAACGCAAAAUGAAUGGAGGUUUCAUGCACAAAAGCAUAAUAAAAAAAAGCUGAUACUCAGACCAAAUUAUAAUGCUAUGUGAUGAACGUCUUUACAUGUUUGCCCGAACCAGGACCAAAGAUAACAGACAUAGCACUUUCUAUAAAUCUCAAGAGCAUGUAAACAAUCACAUUCAAAGCAAAAGUUCCAGUGACAGAAGGUCCAAAAUCAUUAUGCCAAAUGAACUAACUUCUGCUGGAUGUGGCCCAAGUUGAACUAGUACUCUUAAGCAUUGGUCCAAGAAGAAUCAGACGCCAAUAUACAAUUGCAGCUAUUCCCAAUUUCAACUACAUUCCAUGUGACUAGAAAGGAUGGGCAGAGGAGUCAUGCCAUGAUUGCAGCAGUAUGCGAGCCGUGCUUCACUGUAGCUACCAGCUAUUGUCUUUUCU